Molecule: messenger RNA, 1245 nt
Organism: Asparagus officinalis (garden asparagus)
Lineage: Eukaryota; Viridiplantae; Streptophyta; Magnoliopsida; Asparagales; Asparagaceae
Product: prostaglandin E synthase 2-like
Exons: 2
Coding region: 453-698 (81 amino acids)
Cellular component (GO): mitochondrion
Molecular function (GO): prostaglandin-E synthase activity
Source: RefSeq, a predicted model, not a curated record
CAGCGUCAAAAAUUAGACCACGCGUGCACUCGGUUCCGAUCCAACGCGUCUCAAAAUGAGCCGCAUCUUCCAGUCUAGUUUCCUCGUCCUCUUCUCCAAGCAAAAUCCAGCAGCAACCCCAAAACAGUUAUUAGGUUUUAUAUCCGCAACCAAAUCAGAGCCACAGAUCCGACCGAAAAUGCCGACGUCGAUGCUAACCCGAAGAGCUCCAUCCUUCUACUCCUCCUCAUCCUCCUUCCUCCUCCGCUUCCACUCGCCGCCUCUGCCGCCAGAGACUGCGCACUUCCCCGCGGAGCAUCGUACAGCACGCGAGCCCUGCGCUGUCUCCUCCGCCGAAGUCGAUCUCCCUCGGCGUCGUGGGAGCUCUGUCCUUCUCGCUGUCGUUCUCAACGGCGGCGGCGGCGGCGGCGGAGAGGCGGAGGCGAAGGCUCCACCGACACGGCCGGAUCUUGAUGCCGAAGGAUGUGGUGCUGUACCAGUACGAGGCAUGCCCCUUCUGCAAUAAGGUGAGGGCGUUCUUGGAUUAUCACGAUAUACCGUAUAAGAUUGUCGAGGUGAAUCCUUUGAGUAAGAAGGAGAUCAAGUGGUCUGAUUAUCAGAAAGUGCCGAUUUUGGUCGUGGAUGGCCAGCAGAUGAUUGAUUCUUCUGGGAUUUAUGUAGGUAAUUUGGAAUUUGUUGUUAAUUGCAGAUAUAAUUGAGAAGUUGAGCAACCAGAUUCAGCCUGCUGAGGUGGUUAUUGAUGAGGAAGAGACCAAGUGGAGGAGGUACCAGCUUCUUAUGUUUGUUUAAUUUAGUGAAGUAAUUGUAGACUUUCAGUUGUUUGAAGACGGCAUAGCACUUGUCAAAAUAAGUAGAUAAUUAUAUCAAUUUUCAACUUUCAUUACUUGAAAUUUUAAUUUUGCCCAUAAUAUCACAAAGUUUCACGAAUUUGAACAUUUAGACACUAAAGUUUAAAUUUUCCAAAAUAAUACCUCAAAAUUUCUCAAAUUUUAACUCCAAUACCUCCCAUUGUAUCACUAUUCAAAAUUAUAUUUAAAAGGCAUCACAUGAAUAUCACGUGAUAAUAUUUGGACUGUUAUACCCUAAAUUGAAAAGAAACCUCUCCAAAUCUCUCUUCCUUCUUCAUUUCAAUUAUUUGGCACUAACAUGUGGCAAAAAAUAACUCCUAUUUAACAAUAUUUGCAACAAAUAUUGAAGGAAAACCUUAAAUUGAAAGGAAGAAUUAACUGUAAAGUACUUUUUAUC